AUGAAGCCUGUCCCAGCAGCUGCUCAGGACAAACAGGACAUGGAGAAAGGGAGCAAAGGAGGAGGAGAGUUCUUCCCACCGCUGACACAUCCCAGGAGCCCCGAGAGGCUCCUUCCUCCUGCUGAGCUUUCAGAGCAGCUCGGAAACGAGACCCCCGAGCUGGGCGAGUGCUCGGCGUGGGGAACAAACCAGUCCUGGGGGUCCGGACCGGCGCUGACCCGGCUUCAGCUAAGGGGAGGGAGCCGCAAGCGCCGCUCACGCCCCGGCUCUGCCUUUCCCGGUGCUGUGGAGCAUCCCCGGAACUUCUGCCUGGAGCGGGGGACGGCAGGGGCCCCGUACCCUUCCCGGGGCUUUUCUCUGCGAGGAUCUUGCACACACCCCCCCAUCCCACCCCAACACAAUCGCCCUGGCAGGACGGAGCCGCCGCCGCCUCGGGGACACCCGGCGGGCGCUGCCCGGCCCCGUCCCCUGCUUCCCGUCCCAUCCCGGCCCCCCCCGUCCCGUUCCGGCAGCGUUCCCCGAGCCGCCCCCCGCCAGCCCCCUCCCCCGGCCCAAGAGGCGGAGGGAGCCAGCCGAGGCCGGGGGUGGGGGGAGCUGGGGCUGCCCGCCCCCAGCUCGGGGCUGAGCCGCCGGCGGAGCGGAGCCGGGUCCCGGGAAGGAGGAGGGAAGGGAGAGUCGGUGCCCCCCCGGUGCCUCUGCCACUGCCCGGUGGACAUGGACGCCGGGUCGCUGGACGCAGCCGUGCAGGGUGCCCUCCAGGCUCUCUACCCACCCUUCGAAGCCACGGCCCCCACCGUGCUGAGCCAGGUGUUUCGGCUGCUGGAGACCAGCUUCCGUGGGGAUGGGCUCUGCUGCCUGCUCCACUUCCUCAUCCCGGCCAAGCGUCUCUUCGAGCACGUCCGGCAGGCUGCCUGCGCUCCCUACUUUAACUGCAUCUUUCUCCACGAGGGCUGGCCCUUGUGUCUUCACGAGAAAGUGGUCGUCCACCUGGCACCGCUCAACCCUCUGCUGCUGCGCCCUGGGGACUUCUACCUGCAAGCAGAGCCCUGCGAGGAGCACUCUGCCCGCAUCACCCUCAAACAUCUGUCCCGGGACUUGAGCACGGUGGAGGAGACGCCGGUCCCCGAGGCUGCCUACCCUCUGCUCUUCACCACCGAGUGGCUGGAGGAGAUCAACGGCUCCCGGGACACGGCGCCGCUCCGCACCUGCCUGGUGGCCACCGAGAACGGCGUCGCCCCCCUGCCCUGGAGCAAGAUCGCCACGCCCGAGUUCAUCGACAAGCCUAAGGCUGGAGGUGACAACACCCAGCAGGGCUCCGCUCCUGGAAGUGCAGCUGAGCCGGCAGCAGCCAGCGUGGCCGUGCCCCGUGGCACGGUGGACGUUUCGGUGCCCUAUGGCAAUGUGGCGGGCACCAUCCCGGGCUGCAAGGGCACCUCUCGGAAAUCGAGCCAGGGCAGGUACCCAGGGCUGAUCAAGGUGGAGCAGGCUGGACUGCAGAAGCAGCCAGGCACGCUGGCCAUGCCCAGCCUCUACGAGAUCAUCAGCCAGAACCUGGAGGGGGAGUACGUGGACCUGCUGGACUGCUCCCAGGAGCAGCUGCACCUCCUGUCCAGGUCCCUGCCACCCACUCCCCCUGUGGGGCCGAUGGGGACCGAGGCUGGGACAGCGUUUCCCUGGACAAAUGGGGGUCAAGGAGCAGAUGCCUGGCCCUGCGUGGGGACAUCAGGUUCGAAGGGGGGUCCCUGCACCCCGUGCCUGGGGAGGAAGCUGGGCCGGGAGCUGGGGCCACACGGCCUGCGGUGCCGCCACCGCGACUCCUACCUGGCCGCUCUGCAGAACCCGGUGAACUUCGGCCCCGGGCUGAUGACAGCCAUCCUGGAGGAGUCUGAUGGCCCCGGCCCUGAGCCACCCCCUGCCACCCAUCAUGAGACCCCCGUGCAGCACGGGAUGGGGGCUGACAGCCCCACACCACCCACCCACCAGCCUCACCAAGCCAGUCCCAGGGUGCCAGCAGAGGCACAGUCACAGCAGGGCAGCCCCCGGCUCUCCACGGGCUCCAGCCACAAAUUCUCCUUCCUGAGGGGCCCCCGGCUUGGGGCAGCCCCCGGGGAUGAAAAAGCCCCCAGCCAGCAGGAAGGGGCAUGGAAGAAGAUGACUGCCAUCUACUCACCCCGGAUGGGCAGAGCCAAGCCAGCUGGGAAAGGUACCAACCGAGCAGGGCUGGCAGAGGAACGGUCUCUGGAAAGUACCAGCUGCAGGAACGGUCCCCUGGUGCCCAGCACCCAGGAGCCACCAGCCUGGCAGGAGCUGCAUGCUGGGCUGCUGCACUCGGGCAUCGUGUGCCUGCCAGGGAGCUCAGACAGGCUGGGCAGGGCCCUGCUCCAGGUGACCACCAGUGGCAGUGCCUGGGGAGCUGCGUGGUGCUCAGCCAGCGAGCUGACAAGACUCAUCCUCUACCUCUGCUCCCUGCCCAGGCGAGGAGUGAAGGACUCAGGGCUGACCGUGGUGGUGGAUGCCAGGAAGCAGCUGCCAGCUCCUGCCCUGUUCUGUGCCCUCCGCUCUGCCCAGAGCACCUCUCCAGGCUGCAUCCACACCGUGCUGCUGCUGGCCGAGAAGGAGCUGGCUGCCCACCGUGAGAGGCUGCCCGGGGUGCAGGUGGAGACCCUGGGGUCGCUGAGGGCCCUGGGCCGCUUUGUCGACAGCUCCCAGCUGCCCCCGGAGCUGGACGGUGCCUUCCCCUACUGCCACGGCGAGUGGGUGCAAUUCUUCCAGAAGCUGCACCCCUUCAUGGCUGGCCUCAGGCAGGCAUCAGAGCUGCUGCAGAGCUGCAUCCAGGAGCUGCGUGGCACUGAGGCACUGGCAGGGACACAGGACGUGGCUGCCUGCAUCCAGAGGCACCAGGCGCUGAUGGGGAGCGUGCUGAGCGACCCUCAGCUGGUGCAGCUGCAGCGGGAAGGGGGCUCUGUCCUGGCCAGGCUGCGCAGGGAGGCUGCCCAGCUCCGUGCUUCAGCCCACGUUAGGACCAGCAUGGAGCUGGCCGAGGGGCUCUACAGCCAGCUGGAGGAGCAGCUCCAUGACCUGGUGUCCCAAUCCAAUGGCUGCCUGGAGCGCCUGGAGUCCCUCCGCAAGGUCCGGCAGCUUGAGGCUGAGUUCAGCAAGCUGGGCUGCUGGCUGGAUGGGGAGGCAGCAUCCAGGCUGCAGGAGAUGGGCACAGAGGAGCCAAACCCUGACAGCUCUCAGGGCUCUGCUGAGCGCUUCAACGAGUUCCUCACCCAGGCAACGGCUCGGUACCGGCAGGGGCUGGCCCUGUGUCAGGAGGCGGCGGAGCUCCGGGCCACGGCAUUCCCGGAGGCAGAUCCCUUCCGGGCGGCUGCGGCGCUUUUCCAGACCAAGCUAUUGGGCUUCCUGGGGCAGGUGGAGCGGCGGCAGGAGGAGCAGGAGCUGCUGCAGGAGCUCGGCCGCGUCUCCAGCAAGCUGGCAGGGCUGCAGCUGGACUGCAGGCAGUGCCCAGCCCGGGCACGGCGUGGCGAGGGCCAGGAGCUGCAGUGCCUGCAGAGCUCCUUCCAGAAGCUGUCGGUGGAGUUUGCCCUGGAGAAGCUGCAGGAGAUGAAGGCUCAGGUGCGGAGGAUGCAGAGCAGCCAGGGGCUGGCAGCUUGGACCGAGGCACGGCACAGGUACCAGGAGACCCGGCAGGUCCUGGAGGAGAUGCUGGCAGAGCUGCAGGAGGCCUGGGGAGCACAAGCUGAAGGGCAGGGAGAUGCCUUAAGCCCCCCUGGCUCAGGACCUGUAGCCCCUUGCAAGGAAGCUUCAUUCUGCAAAGCAGCCACCAGCCCCAGGCGGGUGGUGCUGGGGGGCCAAGGGCCAGCAGAGCAGCCAGAGCCCAGGGCCAAGCGGCCUGGACAGCCCCAGGCCAGCAGUGUUCCCAGCCCCACGCUGGGUGCAGAGCCAAGUUCCCCACAGCCCCACGGGCAGGGGGACCAUGCCCCCCACCACAGCUCUGCUGGCACCUCCCUGCCCAGACCCGAGGGCAGAGCCAGCCUGGGAGCUGCAGGACACCUCGCCCAGGAUUACAGCCAGCUCCCUCAGAGGCAUCCUUUCACCCUGCCUCCCCAGGCACGUUUUCUGGGUGCUGACCCAUUGUGUGCCCCCUCUGUGCCCCUCGGGACUGUCUCAGCCCCUGGCACACGGGGCCUGCCUGCAGAAGCCACUCAGUACUUCCAGGUUUCCAGCCAGAGCAGUUUGUCCUCUGAAGACUCGGACUCACAGACCUCCACUGAGGAGACCUCAGCAGUGAGCUUGGCUUUGCCCCAGGACCUCCAGGGUCCCAGACCACCUGGUCUCUCUGAAAAGCCCUCCCAGAUUGUUUACCUGGAGAACCACCACAGCAAGAGACCAGCUAAAGCCAAUGCCAAGUAAAACCAACCCCUUC
Indicator indicator is the source of this 4429-nucleotide messenger RNA. RefSeq names its product KIAA1755 ortholog. Lineage: Eukaryota; Metazoa; Chordata; Aves; Piciformes; Indicatoridae. The coding region runs from base 1 to 4416 and encodes 1471 amino acids. The record is from RefSeq and is a predicted model, not a curated record. The transcript has 16 exons.